Fonsecaea multimorphosa CBS 102226 is the source of this 2496-nucleotide messenger RNA. RefSeq lists its product as uncharacterized. Gene Ontology annotation, cellular component: cortical actin cytoskeleton; actin filament; site of polarized growth. The record is from RefSeq and is a predicted model, not a curated record. Lineage: Eukaryota; Fungi; Ascomycota; Eurotiomycetes; Chaetothyriales; Herpotrichiellaceae. Gene Ontology annotation, molecular function: actin filament binding. Gene Ontology annotation, biological process: regulation of actin filament polymerization. The coding region runs from base 1 to 2496 and encodes 831 amino acids. The transcript is spliced from 4 exons.
AUGGCUUCUCUCAACACCUCGACAAACGGACCCUCAAUCUCCAAGAGCUAUCAAUCAAUUGUCAAUGCCCCUCCUCCCACCGGUCCCGCCGCAGCCUCGCCCACUUAUGGCCAAUGGGCCCUCUUCUCAGUCUCGGCUCCUCUCGCGAAUGCUUUUCAGCAGGACUCGGGAAAUAAAGAGAGCGUUUUGAAGGUACAAAGCACAGGAGAAGGCGAGCUCAUUGAUCUGGUUGACGAAUUCUCCGAUGGCCGCAUUCAAUUUGCUUUUGUCAAGGUCAAGGACUCCAACACGGGUCUUCCUAAAAGUGCCCUCAUCGCCUGGUGUGGUGAAGGUGUCCCCGAACGAACCAAAGGCUAUUUCACUAGCCACCUGACUACAGUUGCCAAAUUAUUGCAUGGCUACCACGUACAAAUCACUGCGAGAUCAGACCGCGACCUCACCCCAGAGAGUAUCAUCCAGAAAGUCGCGGAUGCCUCGGGCUCUAAAUACUCGUCAAGCACCUCUGCUGCGGCUGCCCCUCCUCCAGUUGCCGCAACCAAACCCGCAAUUGCCUCGAAACCUGUAUUUACGCCUACCCAGAGUUCUGGAGUUUCAGGAGGCUACAAUCCUGUAGCGCGCAAUCUGCCCAAAAGAGAUGCCAAUGUGGAUGAGGAUGGUUGGGGCACGGACGCUCCUCCGGUCACGAGAACACAACUUGAGAAGGUCGCGCCAGCUUAUCAGCCUACAAAGGUCAAUAUGAGAGACCUUACUUCACAAAAGCCUGCCCCGUCGCCCUUUACUAGCAGCCAGGCGGACGAUCGGCCUGAGGUGGUCAGAGGUGCAUACCAGCCCAUCGGGAAGGUUGACAUUGCGGCCAUUCGACGUCAAGCUCAGGAAUCAGGUUCCCUGAAGGAUGACAGACCAGAACCCGUCAAGGGUGCUUAUGAGCCUAUUGGCAAGGUCGACAUUGCAGCCAUUCGCGCCAAAGCCCAGAGACCCGAAGAGUCGGGCGGCUUUUCGCGGCCGCCUCCUGUCUCAAGCCCAUCAACCGGACCUUCGGAGGAACCAGAGAUGCCCAGUCGUUCGCUGGCAGAGAGAUCAGCGGCCUUUUCGCAAGGGCCUGAACGUUUGACAUCGCUUCCCAAACCCAAAGUGGCCAAUAAGUUUGGUGGCGGCUCGACUUUCACCGGGACCAGAGCACCGCUCCCUGGUGGUUUCGAGGCAAAACCUGCGGCACCAGCUGCGCCUGUGGGAACAGCGAGUCGGACAUUUGCUGACCAAGGUGGGAAGACGCCUGCACAGCUGUGGGCUGAGAAGAAGGCUCGUGAGAGAGGCAUGAGCGGCUCCGGCGAAGCCCCCGUAUCGCCUUCUGGCUAUACCGGACAGACACCGAUCGCAACGCAAAAGAGCGGGGACAGCGGCUGGAAGAGCGGCUACACAGGCAAGUCGUGGGCUCCUGUGCAAACCACGCAUACUGGCCGCAGCAGUAUCGGCCAACAAGUGACCGGCGAAGGCAUGAAGGCAGUCGAGGAAGAAGAGGGUCCGACUUCUCCAGUCGGGGGAAUCAGCUCGAUCCGAGAUCGCUUCAGCGGAGCGCCGCCGAUGGGAGCUCCGGCGACAUUUGACCGCGCUCCGCCACCGGCUCCGGAACCCGAUACAAGCAGCAAACCCAACCGGGGCAUUCCAAUCCCAGGGUUGCCCCUGCCGCAAGCUAGAGAGGAAGAGCCUGCUCCAGCACUACCUCCACCACCUGCACAACCACGAAGUCCCAUGCCCGAGGAGGAGGAGGAGGAGCCAGAGGCGCCGAGCGGCUCUCCUAUCCGCGUGGCGAUGCCAGUCAGCGCCUCAGCGGAUGUCACUGAUGCCCAUGAGGAGCAGCUAUCUCCUCCACCUGUGGUACCAGCAACUUCCAUGGCGCGUGCAAUCCCCACUCCAGCGGCAAGAGAAGAGGAGGAUGAACCAGCUCGAGGCCCUGACUUGGGCAGAACAGCGGCGGUGGCUGCGGCAGCCAGUACCCUAGGCACUGAAGCAGUAGAGUCUGCUCCCGCGCCAAACCCUGCAGCUGGCGGUGAACGCGCUCGGGCUGAGUAUGAUUACGAGGCAGCUGAGGAUAACGAAGUAUCACUGCGCGAAGGUGAAAUGGUGACGGACAUUCAACGCAUUGAUCCAGAUUGGUGGUUGGUCAAGAACGAGGCAGGACAAACCGGACUAGUACCCAGCAAUUAUCUCACCCUGUUGGACGACGAUGCUGGCGGUGCUCCUGCUCCUGCCCCAGCUGCUGCUCCCGUCGCCGCGGCAGAGCCAACUCCUCCCGCGCCCGCUCCCGCAGCUGCCGAGGCCAAAGGGGCAACAGCAACAGCGCUCUACGACUAUGAGGCUGGGGAGGACAACGAGUUGUCAUUCCCCGAGAACGCGAUCAUCACGAACGUGUCAUUUCCUGACGAAGACUGGUGGCAUGGCGAAUACAACGGUCACACUGGACUUUUCCCGGCCAACUAUACAAAACUGAAUGACUGA